Messenger RNA from Manduca sexta (tobacco hornworm), 2459 nucleotides. Its product is annotated as zinc finger protein 267. NCBI's taxonomy places the organism in Eukaryota, Metazoa, Arthropoda, Insecta, Lepidoptera, Sphingidae. The transcript has 14 exons. The coding region runs from base 100 to 2436 and encodes 778 amino acids. Gene Ontology annotation, biological process: regulation of transcription by RNA polymerase II. Gene Ontology annotation, molecular function: zinc ion binding; RNA polymerase II transcription regulatory region sequence-specific DNA binding; DNA-binding transcription factor activity, RNA polymerase II-specific. Gene Ontology annotation, cellular component: nucleus. The record is from RefSeq and is a predicted model, not a curated record.
GAAAAAUCAAUAUUGGCCGCCUAGUUCCUUUGUCUCUGAUUGGCCGGUUUUUCCUGAAUUAUUUAAUUUUGUUAAAUUUAAAAUAUAUAAUAAAAGAAAAUGGUUUGCUAUUGUUGUGUGAAAGGUUGUAAAAAUAAUACAAAUAUCAAGAAAAAAGAUCCUAACUACAUGGUUUCAUUUCAUGCAUUCCCAACCAAUCCAGAACUAAGAAUAAAAUGGCUAAGGGCAAUUGGAAGGCCUAAGUGGGAUCCUCCAAGCCAUACGCGCAUUUGCAGCGUUCAUUUCAAUUACGAUCAAAUAACUCAUGAGAGCUCUAGGAACAGGAUCAAGGAUGACGCUUACCCAGUUAAUGGUUUGCCUCCCAAUUCAAACUUCGAAGCUACUGAUUUGGAGGUGUGCAGAAUAUGCCUGGCCACUGAUGUGAAUAUGAACAGUUUACAACAAGGAGUAUUGAAAUCAUGCAUGGAGUCUAUUGGUGGUUUGAAUGUAAGUGAAACUCAUAACAUCGAAGGAUUACCACAGUUUGUCUGCAAUGAAUGUGCAGCACAUUUGAAACGGUUCUACAGUAUAGUAGAGAAGAGCAUUAUAGCCCAGGCAUCAUUAUUGGACAUAUUUGCUCAACAUGGCGAGAUAACAAAAAGCUUAAUCCAAGGCCUGGACCGAAAACAACUGAACCUGGUCUCAUCUCUAAAUUAUUAUAAACAAACUAAUAUUUAUGAAUUCAAAUACAAUUAUGAAAAUGAAACACCUAGUGAUGUCAAAUCUGGAUCUAACACAACCGAUGAAUGUAAAACCAACACACAGGCAAAAGAUUAUAAUAUAUUUGUAGAUGAAAUUUUUUAUGAACCAGCAGCAGAAGACGUUGGUUUAGAAUGUAUAAAUCCUAACCUUAUUAUGAAAAGUAAAGAUGAAAUAGAAGCUAAUAAUGACAAAACUGAUGAGAUUGAAGUAGCAGUUAGUAGUGCUCAAAUAUUAGGAAACAUAGAAAACUACGAUGAUAAUGCCACUUUUUGGGAGGAUUGUGAUGAAGACCCUGUGAUUAUAUAUAAGCAAAACAAUCGUUGCCAAAGAAAACCCGAAAAAAAGAAAUUAAAAAUAAAAAGAGAUGAUGGAUUAACUCCAGAUGAAGUUGAUAUGCAGGAUCACUUCGAUAUUGUGAAACUGUCUUUACAGGAGCAAAUAGACGAGUGGAAGAUAUCAGUAACAAAGAGAUGUCUUAACAGCGAAACGAAAUAUCGAUGCGAGAUAUGUACCAAAACAUUUGCGCACAUCAACACUUACAACAUGCACAGCAGUAGCCAUGAUCCGAAACGUGGCAAAGCAGAAUGUCCCGUUUGCAAACUGCGUUUCAAAAACUCAGUGAUAGCGAAGUCUCACAGAAACAGAAUGCACGGAAAGAAAUUUUAUUGCAAGGAAUGCCCUAACGUCUUUAAUAAUGUUGCUAUGGCGAAAAGGCACCACCGCUGGCACAUCGGGCACGUAUACAUUUGCGCGGGGUGUCCGUUCACGACCAUGCACGAGUCGUCGCUGCGCCUACACGUCCGCACGGCGCAUGCGCGUGAUAUCACGUGCAUAACGUGCGGACGCGCAUGUAUGACUUCGCGGGGACUGAUGCUUCACCACGCCACAGCGCAUAGGGAUAGAGAGAAGACUGAUGGAAACCCGGCGUUCAGUUGUGAACAGUGUCACAUUAACUUCGAGUCGGAAGGUGCACGACGCGUACAUAUUUUGACAUCCAGUCAGCAUAGACAGAAACCGGACUUAUGUGAUCCAGUACCAGUAGAUCCUUCCCUGAAGAAGACCUGCAGUAAAUGCGGCGUCGAAUGCAGCUCCUUGCUAGAGUUGAUGGAACACACAAGGGCCGAGCACCGUCGCCCCGCUCAGAAGAAAACCAGUUGGAGUUUACCGGGAGAUAUGUAUCCCGUUCAAUGUGAACAUUGUGGUGAAAUGGUGAACAAUCGCAAGGAACAUUGGCAGCACAUCCGGAAGAUGCAUCCCAAAGAGACGCAUACUUACCAGCCGGUCAUCACUAUGAUUUGUGACACUUGCGGGAAAGGGUUUCAGAACUCGACCAAGCUGCACCUGCACGAGCUGCGCCACGAGGGCCCGCGCGUGGCGUGCGGCUCGUGUCCGCGCGUGUUCUACGACAAGUACGCGCUGGCGCGGCACGCCAGCAUGCACGCCGCCGUGCCGCGCCCGCACGCCUGCAGCACGUGCGGCCGCGCCUUCCGACUGCGCACCAAUCUGCUGCGACACGCACGGGUCCAUACAUCGGUCAGGGCAUACGAAUGCACGUUGUGUGGAAAGAAAUUCAAAUAUUCAACGGGUGUCAAGUUACACGUGCGCACUGUACAUCACAAGUUACCGCAUCCGCCCAGGAAGAAGCGAAGCCGCGCCAAGAAAAUGAGCUCCGCACCUAAUAAUGAGAAUAAUUAACUGAAUAAAUAAAUGUAAAUAUG